AUGUCCGAAUACAAAAGCUUCAAAAAAGCCGACUUGGCGCAGGUGGCCAGAAGAAUCGGCAUUACUGUCCGGUCCAAGGACACAAAGCAAUCGUUGCUUGAGAAAAUCGAGCUCUUCAUCGAGGAGAGCCCGGAGAAGGCCAAGGCGCUAAUGGAGCUCGCCGACGAGGCCGACGAAGAUGACGACGACGUGAUUGAAAAUGUCACUUUGGUGGAGAACGAUGCCACCGACGAAGAAGAGGACGUUGAGGACGAGCAAGAAGAGGCCGGCGAAGACGACGACGACAAAGCCGACAAGGACUACGACGCCCCACCACCCAUCAACUUGAAGGAGUGGAUUGUCGACCCGGCCAUUGCUGUUUUCGAGAACGCCUACGAGACAGUUUUGGAAUGGACAGACCGUGUGGGCAUCACCACAUUGGAGCUCAACGACGGCUUGAGAGACUCCUUGUCCACCACCGUGGCGUUGAACUACUUGGAGCUUGCUGUGGAAACCGCUUACUUCUUGUACCUCUACGUGCCCUUGGUGGCGACAAAGGACAACAAGAGCAUCCACCAGGUGUUCAAGGACAACGUGCCCCAGUUGCAGAAAUGUACUUUGCCCUUGCCCGACAUCACCGCUUUGUAUGACUACACUGUGGCGUCCGUUUUGGGCAACUGGCUCGUGUACGCCGUGGCGCUUCCUUUGCUCAUUUCCUACUACGUCAACUUCUCCAGAAGAGUCGUUGUCAUUGAGGAUGACGAUGAGGAAGAAGAGGCUUCUUUUGUUGUGCGCGUGUACAAGUACGACCCUUUCAUCUUUGCCUUGUCCAAAGUGUUGAUCUUCUACUUUAUUAUCAAGAACGGUGCCUUGCACUCGGUCGACACUUUCCAUGGCAUUGCCCACUUGUUGAAGAACUACUUCUUGAUCCACUUGGGCAUCUACCACCGCUUUGUGUCCGACUUGGGCAACUUCCCCCUUGUCGUUGGCUUGGCUAACGUGGCAAUUGCGCUUUAUUCGCAGUUCGAGGACUACUAA
This is a messenger RNA of Clavispora lusitaniae ATCC 42720, 1017 nucleotides long. RefSeq lists its product as uncharacterized. Lineage: Eukaryota; Fungi; Ascomycota; Pichiomycetes; Serinales; Metschnikowiaceae. The record is from RefSeq and is a predicted model, not a curated record. Gene Ontology annotation, cellular component: membrane.